This is a messenger RNA of Cyprinodon variegatus (sheepshead minnow), 2410 nucleotides long. RefSeq names its product cytochrome P450 11B, mitochondrial-like. Gene Ontology annotation, biological process: glucocorticoid biosynthetic process; cellular response to peptide hormone stimulus; C21-steroid hormone biosynthetic process. NCBI's taxonomy places the organism in Eukaryota, Metazoa, Chordata, Actinopteri, Cyprinodontiformes, Cyprinodontidae. Gene Ontology annotation, cellular component: mitochondrial inner membrane. The transcript has 9 exons. The record is from RefSeq and is a predicted model, not a curated record. Gene Ontology annotation, molecular function: iron ion binding; heme binding; monooxygenase activity. The coding region runs from base 37 to 1659 and encodes 540 amino acids.
UCUGGAUGAGAGUGACCGACACAUCCUGGUUGGACCAUGAGGAGAGUGCAGGGAACAUCUGGGUCCAGGAUUUUAGGUGCUUUACCUCAAAAGCGUUUUUGUGUGACUGCAGCAGGGACUGUGGUACAUGCAAACCUAGACGGAGGUAAAGGAGCUCUAAAAGCAGUCAGAAAAGGGGGUGUGGAUGGCAGGGUGAAACGCUUUGAGGAGAUCCCUCACACGGGGAGGAAUGGUUGGAUCAACCUGCUGAGGUUCUGGAGAGAAAAUCGUUUCCAGCAGCUCCACAAGCACAUGGAGAGGACCUUCAACGCCCUCGGCCCCAUCUACAGGGAGAAGGUGGGCACUAUUAGCAGCGUGAACAUCUUGCUGCCAUCUGACAUUAGUGAGCUGUUUCAGUCGGAGGGGCUGCACCCUCGACGUAUGACCCUGCAGCCGUGGGCCACACACCGAGAGAUACGCAACCACAGCAAGGGAGUUUUCCUCAAAAAUGGAGAGGAAUGGAGAUCUGACCGCCUUCAGCUCAACAAGGAGGUGAUGCUAAGUGCAGCUGUGAGGCGCUUUCUCCCCCUCCUCGAGGAGGUGGCAAAGGACUUCAGUGGAAUGCUGCAGGCAAGGGUGGAGAGGGAAGGGAGAGGAGAGGAGGGCAGGCGGAGCCUCACGAUCGAUCCAAGCCCUGACCUUUUCCGCUUCGCACUGGAAGCCAGCUGCCAUGUGAUCUAUGGGGAGCGUAUCGGCCUCUUCUCCUCCUCUCCAUCCCUGGAAUCUCAAAAGUUCAUCUGGGCAGUGGAGCGAAUGCUGACAACUACACCUCCUCUCCUGUAUCUCCCCCCUCGUCUGCUGCUCCGCAUUGGUGCUUCCCUGUGGACCCAGCACGCCACUGCUUGGGACCACAUCUUCAGUCAUGCUGAGGCCAGGAUCCAGAAGGCUUACCAGCGUCUCUCAUCCUCUAAGGGUCCUCACUCUGUGGCUGGGACAGCUGGGGGCCAGUAUACUGGGGUUCUGGGGCAGCUUAUAGAGAAAGGGCAGCUAUCUUUGGACCUAAUCAAAGCCAACAUCACCGAGUUGAUGGCUGGAGGGGUUGACACGACCGCCGUUCCUCUGCAAUUUGCUCUAUUUGAGCUGGGACGCAACCCUGAGGUGCAGGAGAGGGUGAGGCAGCAAGUGAGGACAUCAUGCUCACAGGCAGGCGGUGAUCCUCAGAAAGCCCUGCAGGGGGCACCACUGCUGAAAGCCACAAUCAAAGAGGUUCUCAGGUUGUAUCCGGUGGGGAUCACAGUGCAGCGGUAUCCAGUCAGAGAUAUUAUUCUCCAGAAUUACCACAUACCUGCAGGGACAAUGGUCCAGGCCUGUCUAUAUCCGAUGGGAAGAAGCUCACAAGUGUUCGAGGAUCCCCUGCGCUUUGACCCUGGGCGCUGGUGCGGCAGCAACAAGGACGAUGGCCGGAGAGGAGAGGGUCAAGGGUUUCGCUCUCUGGCCUUCGGAUUUGGCGCGAGGCAGUGUGUUGGGAGGAGGAUUGCUGAAAACGAGAUGCAGCUCUUGCUAAUGCAUAUCCUGCUAAACUUCCAUCUCAGUGUGCCGUCCUCAGAAGACAUCAAAACCAACGUUACUCUGAUCCUGCAGCCCGAAACCCCUCCUAGGAUCACUUUCACCAAGCUCUGACACACAGGAAAAGAAACUUUUAUCCUCUAUCCAGCGUCUUGCUCACGCUUUUUAGCUCAGUUGAACUUCUGGUUUUAAUCUGAACUGGGGGCUCAGAUCUAUCCAUAUGCUUUGUAUUCAGCCACAAUGGAGACAAAUAAAGGAUUAUUUCCCUACUAUGAUAUGUUCUGAGAUUGAACUACUGUAACAUCUGUCCAAAAGAUGGCGCUAAAAUUCACCACUGACACACCCCAUUAAUAUUUAUCACUCCUCUUCCUUUUUACAUUUCAGUCUCUUGACCUGCUCCUUGGGGCGUCCAACAGGUUGGUUAUUUGUAUGCUCUUAAGAUUUAACAAUGCCAUGAAUUUCUUGUAAUGGUUGGUCUAUAAUGUGGAUUGUUUGCUCUGUUCAAAUGAUCGAUCUAUGGCUCAGAGAUAUCUUAACCAGUCUAUUUUUGAUUUUUUAGUAAUAUUUUCCACCUAAAACUUUGUUAAAGUCAAAUAGGGUAUUUUUUUAUGUCUUCCAGAGUCACAUUUUCACAUUAAAUCUAAAACGACUCUUUAAAUGUGAAACUUAGAUUUCAAAUGUAAAAGUGACCUUUGCUCCUUUUUGACAUUGUGCAGGUUUUCUGUCUCAUGGAGAGGUGUGUGCUUCAGCUGCAGGUUAGGCUUCUAGUUUAGGAGCAAAGGUCUGUUUGAGAUAAAGAUUUACACGUUGCAUCAUGGUGAGACGGUGCGUGAUCAUGCAUGGAUACCAAUGUGUAGAGUGUGUG